AUGGAAGCCUGCCUCUCCACUUUUUCGUCCUCACAUGCCGAAGCCGGCUUGGCGCUAGGUGGAGGAGUGAAGGAUGAGGAGUCAUACGGCAUGGGAUCAAGUGGAGUCAAUAGCUUUGCGCUUCCUGCCAGCGAUGUGAGUAUCGUGCAGCGAAAUGAUCUUCAGCUUCAUCCUACUGAUUUGAUGUGAGCUCGAAAUGCGUGGCCAAUCGCAGCCCGCGAGGUUUUUGUCCGCAUAUACCGAUGUGGACUCUACCAAUCCUCAAGCUAGAAUCAAAUUGAACCACGGUACCACCACGCUCGCCUUCCGCUUCAAGGGAGGCAUCAUCGUAGCUGUCGACAGUCGAGCUACGGCAGGCAGGUGAGUCUUGUCCCUUCCUCUCGUCUUUCCACUCCAAUCUUUGUCGAGGUGUGCUGAUCCGUCGACAUUGUGCUGCUUAUACUUGGCCAGCUACAUUGCAUCUGGUACAGUCAAGAAGGUGAUCGAGAUAAAUCCUUACUUGUUGGGCACCAUGGCCGGUGGAGCUGCAGGUAGGUCUCCGCUGCCCUUCCUUCCCAGAUGAUGGCAAGGCAAUGCUACUGAUGCACCACUCUUGUCCGUUGCCCGCCUCCCCCCUUUGCACACUCAGACUGUCAGUACUGGGAGACGUACCUGGGCAUUCAGUGCAGGUUACACGAAUUGAGAAACAAGGAGAGAAUCAGCGUAGCUGCCGCUUCCAAGUACCUGUCUAACCUGGUGUAUGGCUACAAAGGCAUGGGUUUGAGUAUGGGCACGAUGAUCUGCGGUUGGGACAAGACAGUGAGUGGAUCAUUCCCACUCAUGCGCCUCUAGCUGAAUCGCACUGACUUCAUGCGCGAUCCUCGUGCACACACGCACAGGGGCCUGCUCUUUUCUACGUCGACUCUGAGGGCUCUCGUUUGAAGGGAGACGUAUUCUCGGUAGGGUCAGGCAGCACGUUUGCAUACGGUGUAUUGGAUCAGCUAUACAGGUGGGAUUUGGAGGAUGACGAAGCUCAAGAGUUGGGCAGGAGGAGCAUCUAUGCUGCUGCUCAUAGAGGUGAGCCUCUUUGUUCCCUUGCUCGCAUCGCGCGCGGUGUAUUCUCGUGCGAGGGGCUCGACGUGGUCUGAUCCAACUCACUCUGUCCCCUCUUGCUCUUCUCGCCUCGUAGAUGCCUACUCGGGCAACAGCAUCAACCUGUACCACGUGCGAGAGAAUGGCUGGGAGUUUAUCGCAAACUACGACGCGACCAAGCGUGAGUGUGGGGGAAUGAAUGCGAGUUGCUUUGCCGUCCUGCACUUACCCUGCCCAAUCUUUUGCUUCCUAGUGCACUACGAUGGCCCAGGGGAUGUGCCAGGCGCGCCAGGUGGAGGUUAUGGCUGGGCGGUGAGGACGGAUGGACUCUCUUCGGAGCUGAAACCUACUGCUGAGCAAGAACAAGCUGGCGAUGUGGCUGGACAUGCGGGCAGCAGAGCUACGGAACAACCACUCGAGGCUCAGAUCAGACCUGGUCAAGCCUAG
Molecule: messenger RNA, 1518 nt
Organism: Ceraceosorus bombacis
Lineage: Eukaryota; Fungi; Basidiomycota; Exobasidiomycetes; Ceraceosorales; Ceraceosoraceae
Source: the annotation of a GenBank genome assembly